AUGCACCUCGACGCCGUCCGGCUACUCCUCCAGCACGGGGCGAACGCCAAUGCCCAGGGUGGAAAGUACGGUACCGCACUGCAGGCGCUCUGCUCCAGCGAAGAGUACCACUGGGAUAGUGACGGGGUCCAGUCUCUGGAGCUGCUGGUCGCUCAUGGAGCGGAUGUCUCCAUCCGUGGCGGGCAAUAUGGUUCCGCACUGCGAGCUGCAAAGUUUAAUAACGCUGGCUUUGUACAUUUCUUACUCCUUCAUGGUGCUACGGACAGCGAUAUGGAGGAGGACGGGCCCUGUUACGACGCGCUAAACAGCGAUACGGAGGUGGAUUGA
Messenger RNA from Microdochium trichocladiopsis, 327 nucleotides. RefSeq lists its product as uncharacterized. Bases 1 to 327 code for a protein of 108 amino acids. The record is from RefSeq and is a predicted model, not a curated record. The transcript has a single exon. Gene Ontology annotation, molecular function: protein binding. Lineage: Eukaryota; Fungi; Ascomycota; Sordariomycetes; Xylariales; Microdochiaceae.